This is a messenger RNA of Lingula anatina, 7601 nucleotides long. Its product is annotated as pericentriolar material 1 protein. The record is from RefSeq and is a predicted model, not a curated record. NCBI's taxonomy places the organism in Eukaryota, Metazoa, Brachiopoda, Lingulata, Lingulida, Lingulidae. Gene Ontology annotation, cellular component: centrosome; ciliary basal body; centriolar satellite. Gene Ontology annotation, biological process: microtubule anchoring at centrosome; non-motile cilium assembly; protein localization to centrosome.
CUUCGAGAUGGAUCAUUCACAAUGUGUUAAACAGUGAAAGUACAAUCAAAAAAGAUUUGUGCUUCUUUUUCUGACCUUUGGUGACUUUUAAUUUUUUUAGAUAAUGCUUAUCGCCUUUUAGCAACAAAAGUAUAACGGAAUUGCACCAUAACAAGUGCUUGAACUAUUUUCUUCAAUAUUUUGCGGGAAAUAUCUAUCACUACGCCAGGUUCUCAAAAUGGCGGAUUGUUACCAAGAUAAACUAGAGGAUUAGCCGUGGAAUUUUAACGUAUUUUUCACUUUCUGUGAAACAGCACCAUUUGAUUGAUCUUGCAGCAAAUUCCAGGAAUGGCUACAGGAGGCAUUCAAAUGGCCCGCAGUUCUAGGUCAGAACCUCGGAGGCCUGCUGCUUACAGGUCCCUGAAUUUGACAGACAGGGAUGAUAAAUCUAGUGCAAGCAGCGCUUUAGUUGAAGAUAGACCAAAUAACUGGGAUUUCUCUGACUGGAGACCAGGAGGUGCUCCUUUUGACCAGAGCAGAGUGAGAGCCAAGAAGGGGAAUCCUGAGAGAGAAAAAGAAAAGGAACAGUCACUUUCACUGGAGUCAACACCAGUUCAUGAACAAAAGCACAGGACUCCCUUCACAUUUCCUCGUACCAGGAUCACAGCCAGUACUCCUGCCUCACAGAGAGUUGCUCUGGAGAACUUGAAACAGCAGCUUACUUAUAGUGAUGCUGAAGAGAUAAGUACAGAUGGUGAAAGAAACAAUGAAAGACAUGUCCCAAUCCGUCGUGAGAAUCCCUCCAACUAUUUGCGCCAGGAGAUGUUUGGAAGUGAUGGAAACAAGAGGAGAACCAUUUCUGGUUCCACUCAUACCAGCAACACGUCCAACCUGAACACUAAUCCCAAUGCUGAGGAACCGCCUGACAGUAACCAGAUAGUGAGUCGUCUUAUGCAAAUCAGAGACUACCUCAAACAGGCCAACUCCAUGAUAGACUCUCUGCAGAACUCGUCUGAUACACAGGAAGCUAGAGAACAGAUUGGGAAGUUGAAUAGACUUGUGGAUCACCUGAGGGAGCAGGAGAAAGGCUACAUGGGCCUGUUGCAAAGAAUGCUGGCUGCUCGUGAGGAGGGAUUGGGAAUCAAUGGUGCAGUAGGAGGUGGCUCUGGGGAAUCCGGCAACUCCAAGGUGGAAUCUAUAGCAGACAGCACUUCCAUUGAUAUUGAUAUGCAGUCUGAUAUCUCGGAGGCCACAACAGACCGUUCCUUCAAUGCAUUCACGCGACCUAAAAUAGAGGACCAUCUUAUGACCUUCUCAGAGAUGGAGGACAACGAGCCUUUAAGUGCCCGUAGUCACAUGUCCACUGAUAGUACUCAAUCCCUGCCGCAUAUAGACGUGGAACAAUUCUUCGACAGGGAUUCAGGGUCACAUAGUUUAGAGUCCCAAGACCCAAGUCUGCAGACCUCAGAACUGGGAGCUCUGAGACAGCAGCAAGAUCUGUUGAAAAAGCUCCUGACUCAACAGCAGCAGCUAAGAGACUUACAGGACAGACAGGCAGGAUUGCUAAAGCAGCAACAGGAGGCAGAAAAAAGACUGUCAGAAGUCAAAGAGAGUCAAAUGCGCCAUGCAGCUGCUGCCACUGCCAUUGACUCUGACCAGGAAGGUUCCCUGGAGAGAACACUGACAGCAGAUGGCACCAGCAGGUUCCAGAUGCUGAGGAACAGACAGGAAGAGUCCCAGGAUGAGUCAGUAUCACAGUCAGAGCAGUCAGAACAGGAGGAGGAGGAAGAGGUCGAUCCUGAGGUGGUGCCAGAGGAAUUACAAGCUUUACGCCAGAGACUUAGCUACCUGAAGAGCCUCUAUGAGAGACAGGAUGAUAUGACGGACUCAGUCAACCUGUCAGCAGACGAGCAGUCCAUGUCCCAGCAGUCAGUGACUGGGUCAGAGAUGACCCCCACUACUAAGGACCGUAAGCAGUUGAAGGGCAAGCUGCAGGAACUCCAAGAUAAGAAGCAGAAAAUGGACAGACUUCUCUUGGAGCUGCAGAGUUUAAGGAGCCAAAGAGAUCAGAUGAACAACGAAGUGGAGACUGGAAGCACCACCUCAUCCCAGAUUCGUAUUAGUCAAUCCAUUGCAGCCACAGCCAGUGCCAAUGAGACAGCUAAUGAAGCCAAUGACAUGCUGGAGAUGCUGGAUGCCAGGCAUAAACUCAAGAAGCUUCAAGAAGUUCGAGGACGCCUGAACCAACUGCGUGACUUGGUCCAGUACUACCAGACGGGAAGAGAAUUCAUCCAUGAAGAUGGUGGGGAGGAUGAGGAUGCCUCUUCCCUUCCUGCAUUCAGUGACUAUGAGGACCCUGAACUGAUGAAGAACCUCAAGAAAUUAAAGGAGCGAGGCACUCUGUCUGACCAGUUGUACAGGUAUGCAGCAGAGGAGUCGCAGUCCACCUCACAACAGAUGACCACCACCACAGAAGACGAGACCACAGAUGAGACGGAGGAGUCUGCCUCUGUUCUCAGCAGUAAUCUCGGAGCCUAUGGAGAUGAUCCUGAAAUACAGGAGAAGGUCAAAAAACUGAAAGCUGCCAAAGAAAAACUGAAGAGACUCCAGCAGCUGGUGGCCAUGGUCCAGCAGUCCCCUGAGGCUGCCCAGGUCCUCCCAGAUGACCUGGCCGAGCUGGCGGCCAGCAUUGAUGACCUGGAGGAUGGGGACACCUCUGUUAUGUCCUCCCAGGCCACACAGACACAGGACGAGGAUGGACAGGACUAUGGGACCAUGGCCAGGAUGGAAGAGAGCUCCAGAGACCAGUACUACCAAGCUAAGAUGAAAGAACAGAAGCAAGAGCUCGAUGCUCUGAUGGAGGAGAGAAAGAAACUCAUGGCAAUACAGUACCAGUUGCAACUACUCCAUGAACAGUUCCCUGAUGAGGAAGCUAGUCCCAACCCUGGCCAUGUAAAUCGCCAGGCACAAUCCAAGGGUAAAGAAAGUGUAACUUUCAAAGAACCAGAACUCGAAGAAGAAGUGGUGAGCAUGAAUGAUGAGCUUUGGGGCAAGAUGCGUAAACAAAGAAUGUUGCAGGAAGAACUCAGACAGAAGAAAAAGGAACUGGAAGAUUUGAUGAGGAAAGAUAGGAAUAAUAAAACAUAUAUAAGAAACCAAGAUAACCAAAGUGAUCUUGGGUAUGGGAUGAGUGUCCAGAGUGCUGGGGAUGUCACCAUGGCAACAUGGGGAGGUUCCACUGUAGAUAAUCCAGAAGAUACAUUUGAUGACUAUGGACAAGAUGAUGAUGAUGAUGAUAUUGAUGAUGGCUACCCAAGUGAUGGUAUAGUCCAGGUUGAGGAAGAAGAAGAGGCACGUGAUGAUGAUGAUGACAGAGGAACAUACACUAUUGAUGAAGAAUAUCAGCGGAGAGAGCGUCAGAGAGGGGUGUUUGUACGACCUCCUGUGAUAGAUGAUGAGUCACCCAGUGAUGGAAGAAUGAGAGGUGGAGCCAGGCCCAAAUUUGACCCACAGGAUCCAAGAAACAGAAACCCAUGGUCAAAGUCCCCCCUGAGCAGUGGAAUAUACCAGCGUGGCUGGCCAACUUUCAGUGAACAGAGGCGACAGAGAGCACAACAACAGAAUUACCGGUCUGCUGAGGAGAUCAUAAAGGAAGACGAGGAUAAUGUGGAUGAUGGCCAGCAGAGCCAGGACUAUAUUGUCACAUUGCAGAGACAGCUAGAAAACACCAAUGACAUUUGUAGGACCUUACUACAAGACCAGCAGGCACUCAUGGAGGCUUUGUCUACUGCAGGUAUCAGCAUUCCAUCCAAUUCCUACAGGAAGACUGCCUACUCCGAGAUGAUCCACCACUACAGAGACCAGAUGCAGCAGCAGCAGCUCCUGUUCAAUGUGAACCAGAUGUACUACCAAAUGUCCCAGCAGCAGGCAGAGAUACACAACCUCCACCACCAGCUACAGUCACUGCUCAGAGGAACUGGGGAUGAGGGGGAAGAAGAGGAGGAGGAGCUAAGGUUACAUCCAAAUAGUGUUGGACCCUGGGGGUAUCCCCCAAUGAGCCAGCAGCAGUCCCCCCUGCUGUAUCCCCCUUACCCCAUGAUGAAUCCGUCCCCAGUAUUUAGCCCAGACAAUAGAUUUAGUCCGUACGUGUCCCCUUAUGCCAGUGGCAUGUAUCCAUAUUAUCCAGGAUUAGAGCAGCAAAUGAGAGGGCAGCCUCAGAAGCUGUCCACUUACUCUGAUACCAUAGAGCCAUCAGAGGAUGAGAACCCCUUUGUCAUUCCGUCCGACCCCAGGUACCGUCCAUCACACCCCCCUGAGCCUGCACCUCCACCCCCCUCAUCCCCUGUACCAAAGCUGAAUUUGAGAGAGGUCCUCAAGCCAAGAAAAAGGAGGAGACAGGAUGUUGAGGAUUCUGCAAGGUCAGAGUUGUCUGAGAAAUCUGGGUCAGCUGUGAUAGGUCAAGUAUACCCUACCCCUAGUCGCGCCAAUGCUGCUGCACGGUUAGCCAGUCGCCGUCAGCCUCCUCCUGAAGAAUACCGUCCAGGUCUUAGCGCAAACAUCAGUGGGACAGCCUUCAUGGACACUGCCUCACUGUCCAGCUACAUGUCCAGUCUGCCUGGUGGGGAAUCCUCUGCCAGGGAACAGAGGGCCAAAAUUAACAGUGAACUUGAAUCUGACACUCCCAGUGAAUUCUCCCUGUUUGAGGCCCUGCGUGAGACCAUCUACUCAGAAGUAGCUACUCUGAUCUCCCAGAAUGAGACCCGUCCACAUUUCCUGAUUGAGCUGUUCCGUGAGCUCCAGAUGCUGAACUCUGAUUAUCUCCGGCAGAGGGCGCUGUAUGCCAUCCAGGACCUGGUGACACGAUUCCUGACAGAGGAGAGCGUUGAUGCCAGUGAGAGCACACAAACGCCUCUUCCUCCCUGGUUGCUGGUAGCUGGCGCCACUGGCGAUGAGCAGACACCCAGUGAGUCUCUCAUCACUUCUGAUGAGGAGGAAGUCAGGGCUAAACUGUAUGAGAUGGAGAUGGAAAUGGCCAAAGGCAAGAGCAGUGACCGGUCAGCUGCAUCACUGCAGUCAGGUUCUAUCCGUAGUGACCGCUAUGACUAUGUGGAGAGGGCAGACACCAGCAGCACCAUGUCUACUCCUCCCUCUGGCACCUAUUGGGACUCCCCCUUUGCUCAAGACUUGGGAGAAACUGUGAUACAUUUGGAUAAGGCUAUGCAGAAGGUGCGUGACUAUGAAAGGCGUAUGCAGGAGGCUGUUGAUAAAGGUCAGGCUGCCAAUGUGGCUGGCCUAAAGGUGAAGGAUACUUCCUCUGUUGGGACCAGUAGCUCAGCACAGGAUCCAGGCAGUGAGAGCUCCAUAUCAGAUGUGCCAUACCCUCGUAUUGACACGCAGCAGUUAGACCAGCAGAUCAAGAGCAUCAUGACAGAGGUGAUCCCAGUGUUAAAGGAGCACAUGGAGGACGUGUGUUCCACCCAGCUGCUGGCUUACAUACAGAGGCUGGUGCUGACACUGACCAAACAGCAGGACGAUGGCCAGGAGUUUGUACGCUUUUUCCACAAACAGCUUGGUUCUCUGUUGCAAGAUUCUCUGGCCAAGUUUGAUGGAAGGAAGAUGCGUGAGUGUGCUGAGGACCUGCUGGUGGACAUGUCAGAGGUGUUGUUCAAUGAGUUGGCAUUCUUCAGACUGAUGCAGGACCUGGAUGAGACCACAGUGGAGGUCAGGACCAGGGCGAAGAAGUGGGCACAGGAAUCUCAGACAUCUACAGAGACCACUGAGGAUGGCUUGCCAGACCAGGAUGAGACUGAGGACAGCAGUGAGGAGGAGGAGGAGGAGGAAGAAGAGGAUGAGGAAUCUGAGGAUGGGGAAAACACAGCACUACACGUGUCACCUAAAGAGGAAGAGGAUCUUGGCAAGGCUAGAGAUGAUGAGAUGGCCUAUGCCACAGAUAUGGGGAGGGAAGAUGAUGAAUCCCUGUCACAGACACCCAUCAACAUAGAACUGGCUGUCAGUGAGACCAAACCUUUUACUAGGAUUGGAAGUGAUGAGGAUGAAGACGAGGAAGAAGAGACACAAAGUGCAGACGAUCCUUCAGAGACAGCAGUAUCACGAGAAGAAGAAAAGGAGAAGUCAUCAGGCGAGUCCCCAUCCCCAUCAGGACCAGAUGCCUCACCGUCUUCCUCCAAUGUUACGGUGAUUGAUACCACAACAGCAGCGACCUCUGGUGGUGAUGUUGAGAACAGAGGCGGAGGAGAUGCGGAAAAUGGAGCCACUUACAUGAAUGGAGAGGUUGUUAUUGCAGAAGAAGAAAUAGAAAUAGUAACUGUAGAUGAUCUGCCCCCUAAAAUGUCUGGACUGGAGAAGCAGGCUCAGGUUGAGAACCAAGUGAAUGAAGAAGCCAAGGCAAGUUCUGGCACUGCAGCAGUGUUAUCCACCAUGCCCUCUGGAGAGGAGGAGUUGGCAGGGGACGGGGCUGCCAUCAGAGAACCGGGCACCUUUAGCCCAGUGUGUACCAUGUAUGAUGAGAAUAAGGUGGCAUACAAACACACACCAAAGGGAGGGAAGUUGAUGGCUAGCAGCAAUCAGCAGUAGAAAUACAAUACAGCAUAGUCUGAGAUGCCCCAGCCUGCACAAACUACAGUUCAAGAGAGUGCAGUGUGAUGUGAACCAAGGUUGUGAUCCAUGUGUAUGGGACCAGUAGCGUGUGACUGUGAUUCAGAGACUGUAUGUAGAGGUGAAACUUAACCCAGGAAGGAAGGGAAGCUAUAAAUACAAGUGUAGGAAAAGGAGGAAGUUCUGUUUAGUGUUGACAUUGCAAAUGUUGAACUCUUUAAAGUUUUAUCCAAUUUGUUAUUUAAUGAGUUGUGUAGGAAUAUGGAAUCUAUUGGACAUGGUGUGGUGUUGGAAAAAUUAUAAGUUUGUUUGAAGUUGAACAGAAUAAAUACAGGGAUCAGAUUCAGUAAGAGGGAGGUAAAAAAGAUAAACAAUUUCAAAUUGAAUUAAACAGAACAGUGUGCCCCAAGUGAAAAUUUGCAGUGAUAAAAUGAGGUUUGACUAUGGUUUUACCAAAUUAAAUUUUUUGAAUGGUUAUUUUAUAACCCUUAAAUUUUAUUCUUAGUGAAUGGGUUUUGGGAGUUGAAAGUUCCUAUACAAGUGUGCUGGAUGAAUUUCAGAACACAGCAGUUGUAGAAAAGUACUCCACCCUCAGCUUGUUGAGAUUCAUUUGCAAUGUAUUAUAGCUGAUUUUUUUUUUUUUUUGAAAGGAAUUAUUUGCCACAUAAGAUUGAAGAAAAUUAGAAAUCCAUUAUUGUUACCAUGAAGUGCAUUUAAUAUUAUAUUGUUAUAACAGCAUAUCCCAGCUGAAGGCACAUGUACAGUAACAUGCACCCAAUGACAAAUUAUUUUGAUCAUUUUUAUUUUAAUUUAGAUGUGUGACAGUGCUUUCCCAAUUAAAUUUAUAGUUUACAUUGAAAAAAGAUGGAUUAUUGAUAUCUUAAUUAUGAUUAUUUCUUUGUACUUUUUGAACGAUGUUUUAUUAUAGUAAUAUUAACUUGUUGUGUGAGCUGAGUAUUGAGAGAACAGUUGUUGUGUUGAGAUGUAUUAAACACAGGAAUAAAGCA